UGACUCACAGCUAUGUCUGACGAUCCGGAGGAAAGUGGAUACUAUCUGCGUCUUGUGUCUAUGUAUAUGGACAUAGGUACAGAGACUGUUCUAGAUGUGUUUGUACAUCAUUCACCAGGAAAAGAUGCUGAAACAUUUCUCAAGGCAAACCAACAUGCUAUUAUAAAAAUGAAGACCGAUCAUAUCCUCAAUGAACAAGAGUGUGCAUCACUUCUGCAGAAAGGUACACACGUUUUGAAGAAUCCACUUGAUCUUAAUCGUUUCGAUGUGUCCUUAUUGAUAACUCUGGCAAGAAACCUUUUCACUAGUCACCAGCUUCCACCUCCCGCGAAAGGAUGGAAGUAUCCACCAAAAACCAGAGACGUGUCUGUAGCUGCUGACCUAAUACGUCUGAAGACAAUCAGAAAUGUUAUUGUUGGUCAUCAUCCGAGAGCACGAUUGCCAAAGUGGCGAUUUGACGAUGAGUGGCAGAAAGUGUCAGAAAUAAUCCUAAGAUUACAGCAACAAAUAGCCCCUGGAAACGAAGUACACAUUGAAAAGAGAAUUGAAGAGUACCGUGUGCAGAGACUAGACCCUAGUGUUGAGAACAAGUAUGAUGAGAAACUAAAGGAAUGGCACGAGGAAGUAACUAAAAUGCAGGAUCAGGUGGAAGAAUUAAUAAAGAAACUUGAAGGUUUUGACGCCUAUUUCAAAAAUAAGAAUGAUCGAUUUGAAAGGUAUACAAAGUUAUUGACCAAAGGAGGGCACUUUGUAUUAUCAGCCCUUCUCGAUAAGAAAAUAGAAAAACAAGGGAUAGAUCUGAGGAGCAUACUUGAUGACAAGAAAGACACUCUUAAGAGGAAUGUAACUGACUCAGAACAAUUAGAUCUUCUUUAUCCAUCAACUAACCAAACAAAACCAUUGGAUACGUCCUCGUGGGAUGUUUCUCUCCUGGCAACAGUCAUUUUACAGCUUUUUGACAGUACGAAAGAAAGAGACAUAGACCAAGACGUAAAAAAUAUAGGUGAUGCUCAAAGAAAUUAUGCAGAUGCUGCGCUGGUGGCGUUAGACAGUAAUACGUUUGAAGAUUAUUGGACAGACCUUAAAGCUAGUAUUAAAAUUGUUUCUCGCGAACUUGAUGGAGACAAGGCUGCUCAAUGUCAUCAGAUAUUGGAAGAAUGCAAGAAGAAAAUAUCGAAGAAACAAUUUCGGACUUACAUGGAUGACCUAAAAGCAAAAGGCUCUCAAAUGAAAUCAUUUACUGAUGUUUUUAAAGAUACACUCAAGAAAACACAAGAGUUUCUGCAGGACAUGAUAACACAUGGAAUCAAUUUCAAAAAUGGUCACGAAUUGGAACUUAAGAUGAUAACUGUCGGUAAAAAUGAAGAGAAAAAGGAAUUGGCAGAGAAAAUAUUGACGGAAGUUUGGCAUGAAGCGUUAGAUAGAUCAAUACAAACUACAGAUUUCUCUGAAGUGAAGAAAGAAGUAUUGAAGAUAUUGGAAGAAAUAAAGAAGUCCAAGAGUGUUAAAAAUAUCACAAUCAGUAACAAAUGUAUAUUGCUGCAGAUUAAAUGCACAUCACCAAAUGAUUUGUUAAACACGAUUAACUACUUCGAGAGUGAAAGCUGUCACGAAUCAUUUGAAAACAUAUCAAAAGAGCUUGGAUAUUACCUUGACACAGCCUUAGCAGUGUAUUAUGUUGUACCCAUCGACUGUCUAUGGGCUAUUUCAAAUCUACAAGACGAAUCAACACAACCAGAAGAGACAGGCGUAAGGCUUCCGAUAACAGUGUCCUCACCAGCUGGAAUGAAACAUCUGAUAUCAUUGUGCGGCAGAGAGCAGAUUACAAAUAGUACAAAGUGUUGUCGAAACAUUUAAAUGACAAAAUAGAGCUGAAAACGUCAACAGAUACGAAGGAACUAGGAUACUUUUUUGAUGCAGCAUCCCAGACGAUAUAUCAACGAAUAGAUAAGUCAAGUACCGACAGUGGUAGCGAUUGCUCCUCUAUGGAAAGCAGCGUUCAAAAUAGCAACCAACUGAACCAGCCUGAUGCUCCUGAGGAAUGUUCUGAAGGAAAGAGUCUUGGUAAUAUGCCUGAAGAAUCGACAGUACAGGAUUUAGAUGACAAGACGGUAAAAUAUUCUAGACAACAAAGGGUUUCACCGGGUCAUCUAAAAGAAUGUCACAAAGACAAAAGCAUCCAAGAAGAAACAGAGCAUGUAUUUAUAUUACCGGACAUUUAUACUUCCGAAUCUAGUGAUUCAAAUGAAUCUGACUGGGCAUUUCCACGGACAGAACGAGGUAAUAAAAUACAUGUAAAAUGUGUUGUACCAGUUGACCAUGUAAUAAAGGCCAUUCUAGCACGAUCCGAUUCUUAUUCCUAUUAAACAAAGAAGGCUAAAAUGAAUUAUUUUACAAAAAUUCAAUGUUCUGACGUCACAAUUAUUACGUCAUAGCGUCAAACGGCAUAGCGGCGCGUUGGAAAAGAAACCAAUUGAAAACGGGCAAUGUUUAAUGAAUGCCGUCAAUGAUGUACUUCAAGGCCCUUGGUAUCGUGUUAGAAUCGAAAUGAUAUAUCUCACUUAGUGAUUUGGCCCUGAAUAAAGCAUUGUUUUUCGUUCAGAUGCGUAUUAUUAUAUCGCUCGGGCUGCGCCCUUGUGAUAUAAUUCCUUCUCAUCUGAACUCCAAACAGUGAUUUAAUCAGCGUCAAAUCACUAAACGAGAUAUAUUAUUUCUUUGAUGUAAUUACAUAGAGGAUAUUUGUUUGUUAUGUGGGAAUAUGGAAUAUAUCUCACUGAGAAUUGAGAAAAAUUCAAAUAUUGUGAACUUUUACUCACUUUGAGGUGAGAUAUAUUCACUAUUCACGAAAACCAACACAUUUUAUUUUUAUUUAAUGCUCAAUUACGUUGAGAUAUGCAUUUUGCAACAAUUUUUAACCUCAGCGCGAGAAACAGACGCGCAUAACAGACAUGACGUCAGACGUGUUGUGACGUUAGAAAGACGCACACAACAUAAAGUUCCAUUUUAUUUUAUUUUUUGCUGCAUAACGAUAUGAAAUUCUCAUUAAGUAAAAUAAUUUGAAUCGAGAAAUGUAUUAUAAAGGAGAAAGUGCGACUACAAUUUUCAUCCUGUUUUAAGCAAAUAAUUUAAAAUUCAUACACAAUAUGAGGGGGCGGAGCUAUAUCUCUCACAGUGUGAAAUAUAGAUUUCAUAUUUUCACAGUGUGAAUGAUGAGACAUAAAACUAUUUAACUGUAUUUCAUUAGUUAGCAUAAAAUAAAUGGAUGAUAUUCAAGUUUUUUUUAUGAAUAUGGCUUCUAUAUUUUUUUAAUCAUUGCCAGUUUUCAUAGCAAAUUAUACAUUGUAGCCUCCCUUGAUUAUGUAGCAAUUCGUGCAUAUCUGGAUUGUUUCCCAUAGGCAAGACAUUAGGGUUAUCUGCUACCUGGUGAAAAUAUUCGGUUAGACACGGGUUAUUGUUUAUUGGAAAAGUGCAUCAGUUAGUGAGAAGGGGAAGCAUAAUUGAUAUGUUAUAACUUUAAAAGUUAGAUUUUUUUGACAUUUUCAUGAAAAAAAUACUUGUUGUGAUCAAACAUAAUAAAAUGAUAAAAAAAUCUUAUUUAGGAAUAUGUUACAAAUUUCAUUUUGUUUUAAGGAAAAAAAAUUCAAGUUUUGUCUGGAGAA
Mercenaria mercenaria is the source of this 3659-nucleotide messenger RNA. RefSeq lists its product as uncharacterized. The record is from RefSeq and is a predicted model, not a curated record. The transcript is spliced from 8 exons. NCBI's taxonomy places the organism in Eukaryota, Metazoa, Mollusca, Bivalvia, Venerida, Veneridae. The coding region runs from base 13 to 1857 and encodes 614 amino acids.